Messenger RNA from Naegleria gruberi, 537 nucleotides. RefSeq lists its product as uncharacterized. Gene Ontology annotation, molecular function: protein binding. The record is from RefSeq and is a predicted model, not a curated record. The transcript has a single exon. The coding region runs from base 1 to 537 and encodes 178 amino acids. Lineage: Eukaryota; Heterolobosea; Eutetramitea; Acrasida; Naegleriidae.
AUGUCUCUAUUGGAUUUACCAACAGAAUUACAAACCGAAAUAUUUUCCUUUCUCUCAUUAAAACAUAUUCGAAACAUUUUAUUGAUCAACAAAUCAACUUACAAUCGUAUCACAACAGAUCCAUUCUAUUGGAAACAAAUUCUUCAAUUAUAUAGGAAACAUAUCGAUCCAUCCCAUUGUCAUGUAAAAAUUGAACAAUUAGACUUUGGAGAAAAUUUCUAUCAAGAUUCGAUUCGUCCACUAAUUGGGAAUUUAAUUGAUGAAAAAAUUAAUUAUUUAGACAAUCUCUUCUGUCGUGAAAUGAAAUAUUAUGCACAAGUUGAAAAACAAUCGAGUAUUAUAAGAGAAUUGACUGAUUCAAUUGAGUGGACUGUUGAAUGUUUACAAAAGAGUACAAAUACAGAUAUUAGAGUUUCGUAUCAGCAUAAAUUGACUCACUUGUUUGGAGAGAAGGAAUUGCAUGAAGAUUCAUUGAGGAGUUUUGAUAUGAAAUUGGAGGAAACGAAAAGAAUAAUUGAGUUGCUUAGGGAGGAUUGA